Molecule: messenger RNA, 1869 nt
Organism: Pimephales promelas (fathead minnow)
Lineage: Eukaryota; Metazoa; Chordata; Actinopteri; Cypriniformes; Leuciscidae
Gene: hykk.2
Product: hydroxylysine kinase, tandem duplicate 2
Molecular function (GO): amino acid kinase activity
Source: RefSeq, a predicted model, not a curated record
UGUAUCUUGUGCCUUCUUACCAAUCCGUUAUUCGGUGUUUACUGUUUAAUAUAAAUCUCUCUGCAUGUAAUUGCCGUUCGGCUCGCGGAUGUUAGCCAAAGUUUACAACAUGAGUCAGAAGCGCGGACUUGAACGUUAUAUGCAUGUUAUGCAUGCAAAUAACAAGAGUUUGAUCAUUUACGCUGAUCAUGUAUACAGCAGGAAUACAAAUUACAAAAUUACGAAUUACAAGCUGUAAAACCCUGCGACAUCACAUUAUGCAUGAUUUAACUUAGUUGUGAUAAAAACAAAAAAGUUUCAGGUGAUUAAUUUAAUUUCAUUCGGUCUAGUAUUUUUUAGCAAUGUCAACAAAGGAAUCAAAGCCAAAUCUUAGCGAUUCCCAGGUCACAGAGAUUAUCAAACGUCUCUAUGGCUUGACCGUGUCCAUCAUUCGACCGUUGCCCAGUUAUGAUGAUCAGAACUUUUACGUGGCCCCCAGUGAGGGUGGAGAAUAUGUAUUAAAGGUUAUGAACUCAGCAGACAGUCACAACAGCACUGUUAUUGAGUUACAAACACAUUCUAUGAACUUCUUACACCAAAGAGGCCUUCCUGCUCAGACCGCUUUUCCCACUCUGACUGGCCAACUCAUGAGCUUGGAAGAGUUUGAUUGUGGUUUUGGCUUGCAGAAAUAUUUAGUGCGCUUACUUGCCUACCUGCCUGGCACUACCAUAGCCGAGAUUACCUGCAGUCCUCAGAUCUUGUAUGACGUUGGAAAAAUGGCCGCCACAUUGGAUACAGUUUUACUGCAAAAAUCGAGACUCAUCAGACCAGGCACCAUUUUUCCGGUCUUCAACUGCCCAAUUUUGAUGGAGCAUCCAAAGAUCAGUUCCCUUCAGAGAGAGAACUUUAUAUGGAGUCUCACCAGUGUUCCUCUCUUAAAUCAGUAUCUCCAUGUGAUGGAUGGGGACCCUGUUCAAAAGGUUGUUAAAUCCGUUAUUGAGCAGUACCAGGUCCAAGUCAUGCCAAAACUACCAUUGUUUCGCAAGUGCAUUAACCAUGGUGACUUUAAUGACCACAAUCUCUUGGUGAAACCGGAUGGACCCUCAAAGUACAAGAUCUCUGGGAUUCUUGAUUUUGGAGACAUGAGCUGUGGGUAUUUCAUAUUUGAGCUGGCCAUAACAAUCAUGUACAUGAUGAUUGAGAAUCCCAAUCCGCUCGAUGUCGGAGGGCCAGUGGUGGCGGGAUGGGAAAGUGUUUUUCCUCUCAAUGAGGCAGAAAGAGAUUCGCUGUAUUUGCUGGUUCUGUGCCGGUUCUGCCAGUCCCUUGUUCUGGCCCGGCAUACUGUGAUCCAGCAGCCCGAGAAUAAGGAGUACUUGAUGAUCACGGCCAGGACAGGUGUGCGGCACCUCAGUCGUCUUUGGGAGCUGGGUAAAGAGGAAGUGGAAAGAGUUUGGUCGCAGAGUGCUGCACAGUUCAGCCAACCCUGACUGAGCACUGAAGCAUGACGGCUUGCUCCAAUAAUAUAUGCAAAAUAAACCCAAAUCCAUCAACUUUCUUCCAUGGAAGACAAACUGUGAAAUUUGAAAUAAAGUCAAGGAGGACUGGGUCUGUUAAUUAUCACCAUAAAAGUGGUCCAAAAGUAUUUACUUUAAUCAAUGAUGAUGUCAAAUGGUGACUUUGGUGGAAGGUAGGGUGAUACGAAACAUGCUCUUAAAUAACAUUUUCAUUGUGCUUUUGGCUCUUUUCAGACACUGUCGGGUGGAAACCUUGCGUCUUCAAACACACUACUUUCCAGGAAAAUGUAAAACAGACUAUUCAGACUGAUCUCAUGAAGUAGUGUGUGUAUGACACGCCAAUUCGUAUUUCCAUUUUUGGCGUGCUAUCAAGACG